This is a messenger RNA of Plenodomus lingam JN3, 492 nucleotides long. The record is from RefSeq and is a predicted model, not a curated record. NCBI's taxonomy places the organism in Eukaryota, Fungi, Ascomycota, Dothideomycetes, Pleosporales, Leptosphaeriaceae.
AUGCAGGGGUUCCGAGAGGCUACCGCCACGCGUUUAUUUCGAGUGAUUCGGACUCGAGAGAAGUUUGAGAGUCGACAGACUCUUCAUGGCUGGAAUCCCACGCAUCAAGAGUUGAGAGGACUUACUCGGCGUAAUUCAGACGGCGUGAGCCCUUCAGAAAUCACCGGGCACUUCUUCCGGAAUGGCAACAAGGCUCACCAGUGGACCGCCACUAGUCUCAACUCGACAACACGCGACGGGUCUUUGAAGAAAAUAUCUGAUCAAGACCAGUGUAUAGUUACAUUCUUCAUUUUCUGGAGCCUCGUGCUCGCCUUGAGGCUGUACGACCCCGAAAGAGAUCAGCCGCUCGUCAAAAACAUCACGAUUUCGCUAGAAGCACUUCGCACAGCCCCCCCAUUGCGGCUGCACAGGUUGCACAAAGACUGCAUGCAUCUUACUCCAGGCACCCCCAAAAUAUCAAACAAGUACGGUUGCUGUACCUGCGAGAAAUAG